Molecule: messenger RNA, 2790 nt
Organism: Lutzomyia longipalpis
Lineage: Eukaryota; Metazoa; Arthropoda; Insecta; Diptera; Psychodidae
Gene: tyn
Exons: 7
Coding region: 586-2676 (696 amino acids)
Source: RefSeq, a predicted model, not a curated record
UGGAGACUUCUAACUGCAAUCAUACGGCUAACCAUCCAUGUCUUCCUCACACGGGAAUAAAAAGACGUAAUGUCGUCAGCACCGAGUCAUUGUCCAUGUUGCUCUUGAUGGGUGCGCAUCUCGUGUGUUCUUGCGCUACAUUCUCGAGUUCCUCAUCACUCGAUCAUCCAUCGAUGUUCUAAGCACAUUUUCCGUGUUUUAAUUUUUUUAUUCUCUCGAUUUUUUGUUGUUGUGUGUGACAAUUUUCUUUUUUUUUUGGAUUGCACCUCCUUUCUUCCUGGAUUUUGCUUUGCUAUUUAUUAUCGUUGUGUGUGAUCGUUAAUGUUCAAAAGAAAAUAAAUAAUUAAAUUGAAUUUUCAAACGUGUCUGUGUACAGUGGUGGCCAAGUGCAAUAUCCAGCCACUUGUUGGUCCUGGAAGAGACACCAACGCGGUGUGGCUAAACGAACAGGCGCACACAGUGAAGUGUGAGGCAAAGAGAAAGGAAGAAGUAACAAACAAAAUAUUCUACCUGGGAUUAAGUGACCAAAGUGAGCCAUCGAGGUCAAGGAAGAAGUUCAUCGGAGAAAUUAAACAAAUCCACAUCAUGACAUGGAAAUAUGUAGCCAUCGUGAUACUAUCGAUAGUUCUUAAGUUCACCCAUGCGAGGAUUGCAUUCGAGAAGCUCACGGACUUUGAUUUCCCCGGCACAACGUACUACAGUGUGAAGAAUCUCUCCCUAUAUGAGUGCCAGGGAUGGUGUCGGGAGGAGCAAGAUUGCCAAGCGGCGGCAUUCAGCUUUGUGGUCAAUCCACUGACACCGGAACAGGAGACACUUUGUCAGCUGCAGAAUGACUCCAAUGCCCACAAUCCAACAGCCAUUCCUCAGCGAUCCAGCGCCAUGUACUACAUGGUGAAGGUUCAGCUGCGCAGCGACAACAUCUGCAUGCGCCCGUGGGCCUUUGAGAGGAUUCCCAAUAAAAUAAUCCGUGGCCUUGACAAUGCCCUCAUCUACACGAGUACCAAGGAAGCCUGCCUGUCGGCAUGUCUAAAUGAGAAACGCUUCAUCUGCAGAUCAGCCGAAUAUGACUACAACAACAUGAAGUGUGUCCUUUCGGAUUCCGAUAGACGAUCAACGGGGCAAUUUGUGCAGCUUGUUGAUGCUCAAGGAACGGAUUACUUUGAGAAUUUAUGCCUUAAACCUGGACAAGCGUGUAAAAACUCCCGCCUCUUCCAAGUUCCACGAAUUGGGGUGUCGGAAGAGAAGGUGGCUCAAUACGUGGGGAUUCACUACUACACGGAUAAGGAGCUACAGGUGUCGUCUGAGGAUGCCUGCCGACUUGCUUGUGAGAUUGAAACGGAAUUUCUAUGUCGUUCCUUCCUGUACCUUGGACGACCACAGGGAACAACCUACAACUGCCGACUAUUCCAUCUUGAUCACAAAACCCUCCCUGAUGGGCCAUCGACUUAUCUAAAUGGCGAAAGACCCCUCAUUGACAGAGGAGAACCCACUGGGCAGUACUUUGAGAAUCUCUGUGAAAAAUCAAGCUUAUCGUCGCCCACUGGCCAACCGGAUUCAACUCUUCCAGUUGUCUUUGACACCGUUGAGGAUUCAUCCAUCAACAACUUCACGCGCACCGAUGCCAAUUGCGACAAGACAGGCACCUGCUAUGAUGUUGAAGUCCAUUGCAAAGAUACACGAAUAGCUGUUCAGGUGCGAACGAGUAAGCCAUUUAAUGGGAGAAUCUACGCCCUGGGGCGCUCUGAGACGUGCAACAUAGAUGUUAUCAAUUCCGAUGCCUUCCGGCUGGAUCUCACAAUGGCUGGUCAGGAUUGCAACACGCAGAGUGUAACGGGCGUAUACACCAACACCAUCGUUCUACAGCAUCAUUCCAUCGUCAUGACGAAAGCGGACAAAAUUUACAAAGUCAAAUGCACGUACGAUAUGAGCUCCAAGAAUAUCACAUUCGGCAUGAUGCCCAUUCGUGAUCCCGAAAUGAUUCACAUCAAUUCCUCACCAGAAGCUCCACCGCCGCGUAUUCGUAUCCUCGAUGCGCGGAAUCGUGAAGUUGAAACCGUUCGCAUUGGUGAUCGUCUCACGUUCAGGAUUGAAAUUCCCGAAGACACACCCUAUGGAAUCUAUGCGAGAUCCUGCGUUGCUAUGGCCAAGGAUUCAAAGAGCACCUUCCAAAUUAUCGACGAUGAAGGUUGCCCAGUUGAUCCAACAAUCUUCCCAGGAUUUUCUCCCGACGGUCAUGCCCUGCAGUCCAUCUACGAAGCCUUCCGAUUUACCGAAAGUUACGGCGUUAUCUUCCAGUGCAAUGUUAAGUACUGCCUUGGACCAUGUGAACCGGCGAUUUGUGAAUUUGGACGUGAUUCCCUGGAGUCAUGGGGACGAAAGAGGCGUUCAAUUGCCUCAAAUGACACCUCAGAGGAAAAUACAGACGAAGAGGAUAUGAACAUCUCCCAGGAGAUCCUUGUGCUGGACUUUGGUGAUGAGAAGAACAGUGAAUACAUGAAGAGUGAAGCAAGUGCGGACUUUGGUGAUAAGACCGUCACAAUUAUUGAACCUUGCCCAACGAAAACUUCCGUGAUGGCACUCACAAUCACCUGCAUCCUAAUGGUGCUCAUCUACCUUCUCGCCUUCUUCCACUUCUACGUGAAAAAGUGGCUGCAACCGCAGAAAACCAUCAUCUAAUCCAUCAUGCUACUACCUCCCGCGGGAGGAAUUCCCCCCAUGAGAGCACAAAAUGCAGAGAGACACACGACACACACAACACUCACCUAAUAGUUGCUAAAUAACAAAAGAAAA